AUGUCCGUCGCCGCGCAGGCGGCCGACCGCCAGCUGGUGGGCCUCAUCGUCGACGAGGACAGCGCCACGGGCCUGCUGCUCGCCGGCGUCGGCGAGGUGUCGCCCGACGGCAGCAAGAACUUCUUCAUCGUCGGCAGCGGCACGCCCGUCGCCGAGAUCGAGGAGCACUUCACCACGCUCACGCAGACACGCAAGGACAUCGGCAUCCUCCUCAUCAACCAGCACCUCGCCGAGAAGAUCCGCCCCAUCGUCGACAAGUACGCGCAGGCGUUUCCCGCGCUCCUCGAGAUUCCGAGCAAGGACCACCCGUACGAUCCGUCCAAGGACAGCGUGCUGAAGCGUGUGCAGAAGCUCUUCGGCGAAUAA
Tilletiopsis washingtonensis is the source of this 366-nucleotide messenger RNA. RefSeq names its product vacuolar ATP synthase. The coding region runs from base 1 to 366 and encodes 121 amino acids. Gene Ontology annotation, molecular function: proton-transporting ATPase activity, rotational mechanism. Gene Ontology annotation, biological process: proton transmembrane transport. The record is from RefSeq and is a predicted model, not a curated record. Gene Ontology annotation, cellular component: proton-transporting V-type ATPase, V1 domain; fungal-type vacuole membrane. NCBI's taxonomy places the organism in Eukaryota, Fungi, Basidiomycota, Exobasidiomycetes, Entylomatales. The transcript has 3 exons.